This is a messenger RNA of Cetraspora pellucida, 378 nucleotides long. NCBI's taxonomy places the organism in Eukaryota, Fungi, Glomeromycota, Glomeromycetes, Diversisporales, Gigasporaceae. The record is from the annotation of a GenBank genome assembly.
AUGAGAAAUAUUCAUCCAAUACGAACAUAUUUUCAUGAUAAUUCUCUUAAAACAAGAAUUAUUUGUAAUCGUUGUAAUGCAUCUUAUCCAAUCGAUACUAAUUUAACAAAUCUCAAAAACCAUUUUUUCAAACAUCAUAGAACAGAAUAUGAUUUAGCAAUAAACGAAUAUGAAAAAAAUAAAAAAGAAAUUCAAAAAACUAAUCUUUUAUCAAAAAUACCUAAUGCAACAAAUAUUAUAUCUGCAAAACAUAUUUUAGAUAAUACUGAUUAUGAAAUUGAAGAAACUGAAGAAAUUGAAAGUGAAGGAAGUCAAAUUAAAAUUGAUAAAGAUAUUAUUUUGAUUACUGGAAAAUGUAAAAUUUUUUUCAAAUUAUAA